This is a messenger RNA of Dentiscutata heterogama, 205 nucleotides long. The record is from the annotation of a GenBank genome assembly. NCBI's taxonomy places the organism in Eukaryota, Fungi, Glomeromycota, Glomeromycetes, Diversisporales, Gigasporaceae.
GCUAAUUUCAAGACAGCAUAAUAGUGAAAAAGGAAAGCGAUACAUUAAAACAGUGUCAGUGAAGCUUCUAAAGUCUCAAAAUUCAGCAAGAAGAAGCCAUGAUGAUACUCAUUUUUGCACUGCUUUAAUAAGAAAUAUAAAAGAAAUAGUGUCAUUAUUAGGUCCCAAAAGUGCUUUAGUAAUAUCUCAAGAUGAUAAAGCAUGA